AUGGCAGACUCGGAGCCUCAUUCCUCAGACAAGAUCGAGCCCUCUGCGCCAACGAAAAUCCCAUUCUGGCGCUCAGUCUAUGACCAAGGUGUCGUCACGCAAGAGAUUAUCGAUUUUCCAUAUCCCGGUUCGGGAACAGAAGACGACCCUUAUGCAGUAACAUGGAUUCCCAACGACCCCCGCAAUCCUAUGAAUUACAGUAGCGUGAAGAAAUGGACUCUUACCAUGUUGGUGGCCGUUGCAACAUUGGCUGUUUCACUGGUUUCGUCGGCCUAUACCGGUGGUCUUAAAGAGAUCAUAAUGCAGUUCAAUAUCGGCCAAGAGGUUGCCACUCUUGGCGUUUCGCUUUUCGUCCUCGGUUUCGCGAUCGGACCAUUGCUCUGGGCCCCACUGAGUGAGCUGUUCGGCCGUCAAGUCCUGUUCAUCGGCACCUACGCCGCCCUUACUGCUUUCAAUGCCGGUGUUGCAGGUGCUCAAAAUUCCUGGACCAUUAUCAUUCUUCGAUUCUUCGCUGGUUCCUUUGGAUCUUCGCCUUUGACCAAUGCCGGUGGUGUCAUUGCGGACCUGUUCCCCGCGCAGCAGCGUGGUACCGCCAUGAGUAUGUUCGCAGCUGCGCCUUUCCUGGGCCCUAUCAUCGGCCCCAUCGCGGGUGGAUUCAUUGGUAUGAGUGACGGUGGUUGGCGAUGGGUCAUGGGUUUCCUUGCCGCCUUUUCAGGUACUGUCUGGAUCAUUGGUGGUCUGUUGAUCCCCGAGACCUAUGCACCUGUGCUUCUCCGCCGCCGUGCGGCGAGACUCUCAAAGUUGUCGGGCCAGGUUUACCAGAGUAAGCUUGAUAUCGACCAAGGCAGACCCACUCUUAAGGAGUCCUUCAAGAUCGCACUCUCGCGUCCUUGGAUCCUUUUGUUCCGGGAGCCUAUCGUGUUCCUGCUAUCUCUCUACAUGGCUAUCAUUUACGGCACCUUAUAUAUGAUGUUCGCCGCCUUCCCUAUUGUCUACCAGCAGUCCCGUGGCUGGAACCAGGGUGUUGGUGGUCUCGCAUUCCUCGGUAUCAUGAUUGGCAUGUUGUUUGCCGUCGCCUACUCUGUCUGGGAUAACAAGCGCUAUAUCGGUGUAUCCGUCAAACACCAUGGGUUCGCACCCCCAGAGGCACGUCUCCCGCCUUGUCUCUUCGCCUCCGUUGCCAUUCCUAUCGGCUUGUUCUGGUUCGCAUGGACCAAUUACCCCUCCAUCCACUUCAUGGCCAGUAUUGCAGCUGGCGUUCCCUUCGGCUUUGGAAUGGUCCUAGUCUUCCUCAGCAUUAUGAACUACCUCAUUGACUCCUACACAAUUUUCGCCGCCUCCGUGCUAGCCGCCAACUCCGUCAUCCGUUCCCUCUUCGGUGCCGCGUUCCCUCUCUUCACCACCUACAUGUACCAGGACCUGGGUAUCCACUGGGCAUCAUCGAUUCCGGCUUUCCUGGCUCUCGCAUGCGUGCCAUUUCCAUUCUUGUUCUACAAGUACGGACCUGCGAUCCGCACCCGUUGCAAGUUCGCCGCCCAAUCCGAUGCUUUCAUGCGCAAGAUUCAGGAGCAGGUUACAGCGCCGCCUGCAGAGGAUAAAGUGGAAUACGACCGUACCGAGGCCCCCGAGCCCGAAGACUCCAUCUCCAGCGAAUCCCAAGACGGUGUUGAGGAACUCCCCGAUACGCAACGCACUCGCAGCCGUGCGCAAUCUGUCGCUUCCAACCGCACCACUGCCUCGUUGGCUCGCUCGGUUACCUACGAUGGAAACCCUUACGAUAUUGAUCGUGUCCACACUCGUGACUCCUUCAAAUAA
Penicillium coprophilum is the source of this 1815-nucleotide messenger RNA. Its product is annotated as MFS transporter. Bases 1 to 1815 code for a protein of 604 amino acids. The record is from RefSeq and is a predicted model, not a curated record. Lineage: Eukaryota; Fungi; Ascomycota; Eurotiomycetes; Eurotiales; Aspergillaceae. Gene Ontology annotation, molecular function: transmembrane transporter activity. The transcript is spliced from 2 exons. Gene Ontology annotation, biological process: transmembrane transport.